AUGGGCGCUUUAAGCAGGGCGCUGUCCAUGGUGCCCAUCCUCCUCCUAACGCUGGCUCUCUCCGCUUUCCCCGUCUGGGCGCAGAAUGACACGGAACCCAUCGUACUGGAAGGGAAAUGCUUGGUAGUUUGCGAUUCCAACCCAGCGACCGAUUCUAAGGGAUCCUCUUCUUCUCCUCUGGGGAUCUCUGUACGGGCUGCUAAUUCUAAGGUGGCUUUCUCGGCGGUCAGGAGUACCAACCAUGAACCUUCUGAAAUGAGCAACAAAACCAGGAUAAUCUACUUUGAUCAGAUCCUAGUAAAUGUGGGCAAUUUCUUUACAUUGGAGUCUGUGUUUGUAGCACCGAGAAAAGGAAUAUACAGUUUUAAUUUUCAUGUAAUUAAAGUCUACCAGAGCCAAACAAUUCAGGUGAACUUGAUGCUUAACGGGAAACCAGUCAUUUCAGCUUUUGCUGGGGACAAAGAUGUCACUCGUGAAGCUGCCACAAAUGGAGUCCUACUCUACCUAGACAAGGAAGAUAAGGUCUACCUUAAACUGGAGAAAGGUAACCUGGUUGGCGGAUGGCAGUAUUCCACGUUUUCUGGCUUCUUGGUCUUUCCCCUGUAA
Ahaetulla prasina is the source of this 606-nucleotide messenger RNA. RefSeq names its product cerebellin 4 precursor (gene CBLN4). The transcript has 3 exons. NCBI's taxonomy places the organism in Eukaryota, Metazoa, Chordata, Lepidosauria, Squamata, Colubridae. The record is from RefSeq and is a predicted model, not a curated record. The coding region runs from base 1 to 606 and encodes 201 amino acids. Gene Ontology annotation, molecular function: protein binding.